AUGACAGAGCUUGCGAAGGAAGCGUUCGCCUCUCGUAACUACAGGCUCGCCGUAGAAAUGUACGAACGGAGCUUGAAACAGCAAAGUCCAAGCUUCGAAAUGCUAGUAGGAUACGGGGAUUCUCUGGUGAAGUGCGGUAGAAUUAGAGAGUCUAUUGGUGUUUACUCGAGGUGUUUGGCCGUGGGUUCCGUUCCGCCAGACCGAUUGAAACACCUGACCAAUGCCCUCCUAGAGGAACUGGCGGGCUUCGCCAUCACGACUGCCGCCAAUUCCAGGCGGAAAAUCGAGACGUCCUUCGCGUGUCCUUUCUGCGAGGGAACCCUGUGCCAACCAGUGACCGCCAACUGCGGUCAUACCUACUGCAAGAACUGCGCGGAACCGGGCAAGAACUGUCGCGUGUGCGGACAAAAGAUCGUCGGUACGGGUGAAACCAAUGUGCUUGUGCAGAGGCUUGUGGAAAAGUGGUGGCCACGGGAAGCGGAAGCGAGUAGAGUGAGACACGAGGGUGACAUUUUGAUGAAAGAGGGACACCUGGGUCAAGCUCUCGAGAGGUACAACCUAGCAGUUCAUCUUGCGCCAAACAGCCCACUCCAUCUUAGCAACAGGGCUCACGUAUUGCUUCUACUGAAUAGGCCUCAAGCAUCCCUCACGGAUGCUGAUCAUGCGGUUAGGCUGAGACCAGACUGGGGCAAGGGUCAUUACAGAAGAGGGGUGGCUCUGUCCGCGCUGGGUAGACACGAAGAAGCGUUGUUUGCCCUUUGCAUCAGCGUGGCCAUUGACAAGAAUUCUCCAGCUGUGCGUCAGGAAUUGAUUAAGGUGCUGUACAAAGUGAUGUCGGUCAGUCAACGUUGUUACAAUGUGCCAUCUCGAGCCCCUUAUAAUCUGACGGAGGGCGCGUCGCGUAUGAGGAGUCGGCAUCAGCUGAUGAAUCCGAAAAGGAAUCGCCGGGCGGUCCUGAACGGUUCGGACUGCGAGGACAAUAGUAGUGGCGGCGAGGAAGAAUUUACACAGACUAUCAGCAGGAGACUCCUGUCGACCGCAGUGCCACAAAACAAUACCAAGCUGCAGGCCGGCUUGGAUCGAGUAUAUCAAGAUAUAGAAAAAUUGAAAAGGCUUGAAGCGAGACCCGCGGAGAUUCUGUUGCCGCCUCUUUCUGGUGGUACAGCUGGUGAGUUGGACUGUAUCCUGUGCUGUCGACUCCUAUGGAAACCCGUAACGACGCCGUGCGGCCACACGUAUUGCUGGAUGUGUCUGGACCGAUGCUUGGACUAUUCCUCCUCUUGUCCUUUGUGUGUCACGUCUCUCGCCGAUUACUUGGCCAGUAGCCAGAAGACGGUAACGGACUUUGUGGAGAGGGCUUUGAAGACCGUGGCACCGGCGGAAUAUGCCUCGAGGUCGGCCAGCCACCGAUUAGAACUCGCACAGGGUCUCGGUCUUCUGGACAGUGAACAGAUCGCGGUGUUCGUCUGUACCACAGCAUUCCCUUAUGUCGCGUGUCCCCUCUUUGUCUACGAGCCCAGAUACAGGCUGAUGGUCAGAAGAUGCGUCGAGAGCGGUGUUCGUCAAUUCGGGAUCGCGGCGUGUCUGAACAGGGAGGCUACGGGAACGAAGAGAUACGCGGAAUAUGGCACCAUGCUCGAGAUUCGGGACAGAGUCCUGUUGAAAGACGGUUGCAGUAUUCUCAGUACAGUCGGGGGAAGGAGAUUUAGGGUGAUCUCUGGGGGCGAAAGGGAUGGCUACGAUACCGCUCAAGUGGAAUUCCUCAGGGACACGAUGGUACAGGAGGACCAACUGUUGAGCCUCUUAGAAUUGCACGACAAGGUACGAGCGAAGGGCAGGAGAUGGUGGGAAACGGUGCCAUCGUCACAACAAUCGGAGAUCCAGCGGGUGUUCGGUUGCAUGCCAGACACCGAGGAGGAUUGGCCUCGUCUAGCCGACGGUCCCUCGUGGACGUGGUGGCUGUUGGCGAUUCUACCGUUGGGACCUCAGCUCCAAGUGGGUAUUCUCGGCACGACGAGUCUGGAGAAGAGACUGAGGGCCAUCGAGAAGACCCUCGAUCACAUGGAGCAAAGACAGUUGACGGUCGCACCGGCGCCGUCGGAAGAGACGCCCACUUCCGCCAGCAUAUGCCGCGACGGCGGUGGCAUCACGGAGACGACGGUCUCCGUUGUGCAGCAGUCUUAA
Molecule: messenger RNA, 2184 nt
Organism: Dufourea novaeangliae
Lineage: Eukaryota; Metazoa; Arthropoda; Insecta; Hymenoptera; Halictidae
Product: LON peptidase N-terminal domain and RING finger protein 3
Exons: 9
Coding region: 1-2184 (727 amino acids)
Molecular function (GO): protein binding
Source: RefSeq, a predicted model, not a curated record